AUGACUUCUACAGACUUGUCCGAAGUGUUGAAGAUCCUGCGGUCACUUUAUCUCAGGGUGCAGACAUUGGAGGACUUUGCUGAUGGCAUCGUGUUCAAAGAGGGGCACAAAUCUCAGGUCAUUGAACAGUCUGACAGCUCACGGUUCUCAACCUUCAUCCGCGGUGUUUACGUCUGCUCCGACAAAGAGCUGCAACAGGUGCCGAGCAGUAACCAGAUCUGCACUUUGCCUGAACUGCUGGCAUUUGUUCUGAAUAAUCUGAAGCGCAAGAGGAAAAAUAAUGUCUUCAUACAUGGAUACAAGUUCUUGCCUCAUAAUGAACAACAGAGGAAUGCUGACAUUUUUAAAUUCCAAGGGGACAUUACUCAAAGUGCUGCCUACAUUCAUGGCAGUGAUCUGUGGAAGAAAGUCACCAAACGGCUUGGCACUGACAUUACCCGCUACCUUCUGGAAACCUGCUCCAUAUUUGUGGCAGUUCCCCCGUCUUGUUUUUUCCAGUGCCUCUCAGCCGUCAUUCCGCAGGCUUUGUGGGGUUCGGACCAAAACCGUGUUCAUUUUCUGUCUCAAGUCAGACGUUUUGUGUCCGCUGGGAAGUUUGAAAAGCUUUCCCUUUCUGACCUCCUAUGGAAGAUGAGAGUGAAUGACUGUGACUGGAUAAAGAUAAGCAAAACUGGUCAUGUCCCUCCAAGUGAGCUUGCAUAUCGAAGUCAGAUCUUGGGUCAGUUCCUGGCAUGGCUUCUUGAUGGAUAUGUUGUGGGUCUUGUUAAAGCCUGCUUUUAUGUCACUGAGAGUGUGGGACAGAAGAAUGCAUUGAGAUUCUACAGACAAGAUGUCUGGACCAAACUUCAAGACUUGGCUUUCAGAGUGCAUUUGUCAAAAGGUCAGAUGACAGAGUUGACCGCUGCUGAGGUGGCCUUACUACCCAAAUCUACUGUCAUCUCCCGUCUUCGCUUCAUGCCCAAGAGCGAGGGCAUGAGGCCAAUCACAAGAGUUAUUGGAUCGGACGUCAAGACAAGACUAUACAGAGGCCGUGUCCGUGACCUGCUUGAUAUGCUGAGGACAUGUGUGCGCUCCUCCCCUUCCAUCCUGGGCUCCACUGUUUGGGGAAUGACUGAAAUCCACAAAGUGAUGAGUUCGCUGGCAAUACAACAAAAAGAGAAACCACAGCCACUGUUCUUUGUUAAGGUGGAUGUGAGUGGAGCUUAUGAAAGUCUUCCUCAUGACAAACUUGUUGAGGUUGUAACCCAGACGCUGAGACCAUUUCUCGAUGAAACUUUUACUUUGCGGCGUUAUUCCAAGGUCUGGUCAGAUCCCCAUGAGGGUCUGAAAAAGGCAUUUGUGAGAGAGGCAGUAUUGCUUGAAGAUAACAUGGGCUCGAGCAAUAUGAAGAGUUUUGUGACGUCGCUGCAAAAGUCAGGGAAAAUUCAUCAUUCCAUACUUGUUGAGCAGCACUUUUCUUCUGAUCUUCGCGGCAAGGAUGCAUUGGAGUUUUUUACCCAAAUGCUCACUGGAUGCAUUGUUCAGUUUGGGAAAAAGACAUACCGCCAAUGCCGAGGAAUUCCCCAAGGAUCCGUUGUCUCCAGCCUACUGUGCUGCCUUUGCUAUGGUCAUAUGGAGAACAUGCUGUUUGGUAGCCAAAAUACCAAACAGAGUCAAAAUAAAAGUCACUUAAUGAGAUUUGUGGAUGAUUUUCUCCUCAUCACACCAGACCUGAACGAAGCUCAAGCGUUUCUGAAGAUUUUGCUGCCCGGAGUUCCACAGUAUGGUCUGGCCAUCAACCCACAGAAAGUAGUUGUAAAUUUCAAGUUUACUGAAGCUGUGGCUGGUAUUGGUCCUGAAAUUCGAGUUCUGCCCCCUCGCUCCAUGUUCCCCUGGUGUGGCCUGCUCUUAGACACUCACUCCCUGGACGUCUACAAAGAUUACUCCAGCUAUGCAGGCUUAUCACUGCGCUACAGCCUCACGUUGGGCUCUUUCCAUUCAGCGGGUCAACAAAUGAAGCGGAAGCUGAUGGCUAUUCUUCGACUCAAGUGUCAUGCUCUGUUUGUAGACUUAAAGACAAACUCUGUUGAGGCAGUCUAUCAAAACAUCUACAAGAUGGUCCUUCUUCAUGCGUGCAGGUUCCACGUGUGUGCCCAGAGUUUGCCCUUUGCUCAAACGGUUGCUAAGAACUCCAAUUACUUCCUGCAAAUGAUCUGGGACAUGGCAGAGUAUGCCAAUCAGCUGAUCAGGAAACGCAACAAAGGACAGAUUUUGGGUAGCAAAGCACAAACGGGCGUUAUUCAAUAUGAAGCAGUGGAGUUGAUUUUCUGCCUUUGUUUUCUGGUCGUCUUGUCUCAACACCGCUCUGUGUACAAGGCUGUCCUUUCCCGGCUCCAACAGAAAAAACGGAGUCUGCAGCAACGCCUUGGUGAUCUGAGAGUGGCCAGAGUUAGACAAGCUGUUGGCUGUAGGAUUCCUGAAGACUUUUUAGUUAUUCGGACAUAG
This is a messenger RNA of Knipowitschia caucasica, 2484 nucleotides long. Lineage: Eukaryota; Metazoa; Chordata; Actinopteri; Gobiiformes; Gobiidae. The record is from the annotation of a GenBank genome assembly.